AUGUCACAACCACAAAAGACUAAUAACCACCCAGAAACAAAGCCACCACCUACGUCAAAGCCUAUACAGUGGGUGAGGCUCAAGAACGUUGUCGGUAACACCAACACCGCUACUCACGAAGCCUUAUGGAAAUUAAUAAAUAAAACCUUGCCGCAGAUUGAGGGUAAAGAAGCUGAAAUACGGAAAGCGUAUGCGAAGAAAGUGCGUAAAGAAGAGUUACCUAGCGAUGUGUUAAACACAGAUCUACUGGCUGCUGAGAAGAGGAAGGCGUUAAUAAGCUUUGCUUAUCAGACGCGGGAACAGUGUUUGAGAUCGUUAGCUGCAGUCAAGUUUGCUCAACAUGCGGAUAAGAUACGGCAGGCUGAGAAUUUGCAUCUGGCAAUACAAAGCCAGAGUAAAGUGUUCAGCGAAAUGAGCCGAUCUCUAGAAGACUUUGCCAUGUUUGUUCCAGCUACAAGUGUACGACAAUUCGACCUUCUAACAGGUAUCGACAUUUUAACGUCAGGAUCAUAUUUACGCUUUCCCAAAUGGAUAAAAGAGAAGUGGGCACCUGAACCUAUUGACGAUGCAGAAGUGCGAGAAGUAUUACGAAAAUUAAACAAUACAAUACAAGUACGAUUAAUGACUGAAGAAGUUGUACCGCCCGCAAUGAAAAGAUAUCGAGUACACGAUGGGAGAGUUACGUUUGUAGUGCCCGAUGAGUUUCAGGUCUCCCUUACUUUGGGUAGUCCUGAGAAAGACUCACAUUGGCACAUUGUAGAUGUAAAAAUAUUCGUCCAAAACGCCCGAGACAAAUUCCUUGGUGAAUCUGAUCUCUCAGUCCACGAUCAGCAACUCCGCUAUAUUCAAGAUCAGGCUCAAAUUCUUCUUAACCCAUACCCUCAAAUGUUCAUCGAAAAAACUUCACAAGUCGCAUCUAAACUUCCCAAGACUGCUAAGGACCCACUAUCAGAUGUUAGAAGACGAUGGGCAGCGAGUAGAUUUGUGAGGAGAGAGAGUAGGGAGAGUGAUGAAGGACCUUCAACGGAAGCGGUUGGAAGCAGACAGGGACAGUUACAAUCAAGCCAGCUGUCUAGAGAAACAUCGAAUAUUUCGCAGACAGAAGGCUCUUCGACAGCCAAAUUUAUUCCGCUGGUGCAUUUAUAUGAAUAUCUGCAUGGCUUGGCGUUGGAUUUGCAGCUGGACGUUAUGUGGCAACAGUCAAAACAUCUAAUGCAAACAAGAUAUUACAACCACUUGGUUGUGAAUAUUAACGAAGAGCGAACAGUGCUUCGAUUGCAUUAUUGGAGUGGUGGAUCUUCGCCGAAUGUUGGAACAUCUUCCAGAUUCGUCGGUGGUAUUGGCCGUGCUGUUCUCUCUUCAUCAACUGCCCACUCGAAACGAAACCUGCAACACAGUUCCCACAACGUUAUAGAAAUUUCUAUCGUACAGGAUACUCCAAAAGAAGCCCUCGUUCGAGCGACACAUAGGUCGCUAUCUCGUACGACUUGGGCCAAUGAUACGUCUCUUAUAAAACCAGGGACUAUAAAUGGUGGUCGCGGAUUGAAUUAUCCCAACAAGAGGUUUCAAGUAGGGUGGUGCGGGUUUUUUGGAGAAGAGAAGCCGACGUGGAGGUUUCUGAAUUGGAAGUUUAAUCCACGUAAUGUAAAUAUAGAGCAUUUGUUGCUCCAUGUUGGACGUGCGCAAGCGGAGAUGUUGAUAAAAAGGUUCUAUGACGCGCUGACAAGCACUUAUGAGAAAAACACUUUCGCAGAAGGAGACAUUGAAUUAGUCGAAGGACGUGAUGUUUUCCGUACAAACAAACCCAAAAGUACAUCAUUAACAGAUAUAACGGCUAAAAAACUAUUCAAAAUACCUACUUUACGCGUUCGAUUUGGAAAAGGAAGAUUUGUAAAUGUUAGUAUUGAUAUACGGACCGGACUAUUGUUAUUAGAAGAAGCGAGUAAGGGGAUAGGCAAAGCUAUGACGCGGCGAUACGAGGAGGCAAUCACUGCUAACUUCUCGGGUAUUGUUAAUCUAUUGAUAAAUUGGAAGUUCAAAACACUAGUUGAACAAAUAGAAAAAACAGCAAAAUUCUUAGAACUCGACGUUAAACGGGAAAUACGACUGUCCCCAGAUGAUGCAGAUCCUGGUGGAGACGGUAACAAAGACGCGAAUGGAGAUAUGAGACUUGGAACAGGAAAGAGGAAGAUGGGGGAUAAGGAUGAAUUAGACAUACCAAAGAGGAGACCUGUGAAGCGGCAGAGAUUUGAUGAUGAGGGAAUCGUGAGGGUGCAAGGAAGUUGUGAAGGGUUGGAGAUGGAUUUGUUUGGUAUCAGUCGAGCGGCAGCUUUGUGUCGCGUUCGCAUCUGCCAUAUAGAACUAGAACGUCGACUCAAUGAUAAAUCCAUAAAAUUCGAAUCUCGCUCCGUAAAGGAUCUAAAGGAUCUCACUCUGGAUGCGAACAUGACAAAUUCAAUUUCCGUACCGGUAUUACACAUAAAGGUCCAGGAACUGUUGAAGAAAAUCGAUAAAGCGACUGAUAGGGUGCUAAUGGUCAUGGGAGAUAUUUAUAUUAGGCCAGUUGGAUGGUUGAAUUCUAGUGCAUCAGCCAAGAGUUCAGUUUUAUUUCAGUGUCCAAUAAACAGGAGCAGCUUGCCGGAUAUUGGACGAAUUUGGUCGAAACAUAUCGAGUACGACCCAAUAACAUCCACUCUAGUUUUUCGAUAUGACAAGGUGGAGCUAUCAAUUGAACGAUUCCUUCAGGAUUGGAAGCGUGUUGUUCUGAUUACACAGAUAGCAUCUCAAGUGUCUUUUAAAGAAUGGCACAGAAAACAUAAAGUUUCUGUAUACCCAUAUGACUUCAAGUCGCUUAAGAUUCAGUAUGCAAAAGACUUUUACGUGAAAAUAUCGGGGAAGGUGUCAGGAAAGACGGCAGGCUAUUAUAGACUUCAGCUUGGAAUCACCGGAUCUCGAGUUGAUGGUCCACAUCCGCAUCGGCGUGUCUUAUAUUAUCUAGAAACUAGGUUUAAUUCGACGUAUAGUAUUGAUGAAUUGAUAUCGACAUUAACAAACACAGCAGAAUUAGCAACAGUACUUGAUGAAAUCGAACGAAAUGCCAUACGAAAGGGUAAAAAAAUAAGUAUAAAUCAUAUGUCAGCUAAUCAUUAUCACAUUUUAUAUCAUGGCGCCUCGAAACCUCCCCAAUCAGUUGAAUUUUUCUUCAAGCCGAACAAUAACGUUUACAUCUCUGAUGCGCUGUCAGUUGACUCUAGUUCAAGAAAAGUCCUUCCCUUAGGAAAGGGUCUGACAAUGAACUCAUCUGAAGCAGCAGACUUUAUGAGGCAGGCUAACGUACGAAUUACCGGAGAUUUGUGGAGUUCGUAG
Molecule: messenger RNA, 3366 nt
Organism: Paraglomus brasilianum
Lineage: Eukaryota; Fungi; Glomeromycota; Glomeromycetes; Paraglomerales; Paraglomeraceae
Source: the annotation of a GenBank genome assembly